Molecule: messenger RNA, 1417 nt
Organism: Molossus molossus (Pallas's mastiff bat)
Lineage: Eukaryota; Metazoa; Chordata; Mammalia; Chiroptera; Molossidae
Gene: PITX1
Product: paired like homeodomain 1
Exons: 3
Coding region: 312-1256 (314 amino acids)
Biological process (GO): anatomical structure morphogenesis; regulation of transcription by RNA polymerase II
Cellular component (GO): nucleus
Molecular function (GO): RNA polymerase II cis-regulatory region sequence-specific DNA binding; DNA-binding transcription factor activity, RNA polymerase II-specific
Source: RefSeq, a predicted model, not a curated record
UGCCGGCGCCGUCCGGAGCCUUAGAAACCGGCCCCGGAUCGGGAGCCGGGGCCGGGCGGGCGGCUGAGGCCCGAGCGGCAGGAGCGGAGCGCGAAGCCGGGCGCCCGGUCGCGAGAAACCGCUGCUGCUGCCGCCCGCCUGGCCCCGCAGCCCCAGGCGGUCCAUGGGGCGGGCGCGGAAACGUUGCGGGCGCGGGCAGCCCCGGGGGGCGGCUGCUUAGGCACUGCGCUCUUGUCCCCGCAGGUCGCAGCCAGGGCGGCCGGGCGCGCCCUGCCCCGGCCCCUGGAGCGCCCGCCGCGGUCCCCGCCUCCAUGGACGCCUUCAAGGGGGGCAUGAGCCUGGAGCGGCUGCCGGAGGGGCUCCGGCCGCCGCAGCCACCGCCGCACGACAUGGGGCCCGCCUUCCACUUAGCCCGCGCCUCCGACCCCCGCGAGCCGCUCGAGAAUUCCGCCAGCGAGUCGUCCGACACGGAGCUGCCAGAGAAGGAGCGCAGCGGGGAACCCAAGGGGCCUGAGGACAGCGGUGCCGGCGGCGCGGGCUGCGGAGGUGCGGAGGAUCCCACCAAGAAGAAGAAGCAGCGGCGGCAACGCACGCACUUCACAAGCCAGCAGCUACAAGAGCUGGAGGCCACUUUCCAAAGGAACCGCUACCCGGACAUGAGCAUGCGGGAGGAGAUCGCUGUGUGGACCAACCUCACAGAGCCGCGCGUGAGGGUCUGGUUCAAGAACCGGCGAGCCAAGUGGCGGAAGCGCGAGCGUAACCAGCAGCUGGACCUGUGCAAGGGCGGCUACGUGCCGCAGUUCAGCGGCUUGGUGCAGCCCUACGAGGACGUGUACGCCGCCGGCUACUCCUACAACAACUGGGCUGCCAAGAGCCUGGCACCAGCGCCGCUCUCCACCAAGAGUUUCACCUUCUUCAACUCCAUGAGCCCGCUGUCGUCGCAGUCCAUGUUCUCGGCACCAAGCUCCAUCUCCUCCAUGACCAUGCCGUCGAGCAUGGGCCCAGGCGCCGUGCCCGGCAUGCCCAACUCGAGUCUCAACAACAUCAACAACCUCACUGGCUCCUCGCUUAAUUCGGCCAUGUCCCCGGGCGCCUGCCCGUAUGGCACACCCGCCUCGCCCUACAGCGUCUACCGGGACACGUGCAACUCGAGCCUAGCCAGCCUGCGGCUCAAAUCCAAGCAGCACUCUUCGUUCGGCUACGGUGGCCUGCAGGGCCCGGCCUCGGGCCUCAACGCCUGCCAGUACAACAGCUGACCGCCCAGCCGGGCCACGCGGGCCGCACGGCGCGGGGGCGGAGGACGCACUCGGGGCCUCGCUCGCCGCGCCCGGCCUCGCGCCUGCGCAGCCCCCACUUCCCCCACCCCACUCCGGGUUGGUUUUGUUUGCUUUUCCGGACCCCACUCUGCCCUCCAAAA